AUGGCCUCCGCCGACGUGAUCAGCCCGGCGACUCAGCAGCACCCGCACCAACAGCGCCAGAUCCCCAGCUCAGCCAUCGCAAACAUCGACACCAUCGAAGGGCUCGCAGACUCAGAUGACCAAUAUGCCACAUACAAGAAGCUUCAGCGACAACUCGAGUAUAUCAAGCUGCAGGAAGAGUACAUCAAGGAUGAGCAGCGGAGUCUGAAGCGGGAGCUGGUGCGCGCACAGGAGGAGAUCAAGCGGAUACAGAGUGUGCCGCUCGUCAUCGGCCAAUUCAUGGAAGCCAUCGACCAGAACACCAGCAUCGUGCAGUCAUCGACCGGUAGUAACUAUGUCGUCCGCAUCCUCAGCACUCUCGACCGCGAACUGCUCAAGCCCAGCUCCAGUGUGGCGUUGCACCGACAUUCCAACAGCUUGGUCGAUAUCUUGCCGCCCGAAGCCGACAGCAGUAUCGCCAUGCUUGGCGCAGACGAGAAGCCGGAUGUGACGUACGCGGACGUGGGUGGACUGGACAUGCAGAAGCAGGAGAUUCGGGAAGCCGUGGAGCUGCCACUAACACAAUGCGGAGGAUACGCAGAGUGCGGCAUCGACCCUCCACGCGGUGUGCUGCUAUAUGGACCUCCCGGCACUGGCAAGACCAUGUUGGUCAAGGCAGUGGCGAACAGCACAACAGCGUCUUUCAUUCGUGUUGUUGGUUCUGAGUUCGUGCAGAAGUACCUCGGUGAAGGUCCUCGCAUGGUCCGUGAUGUCUUCAGAAUGGCAAGAGAAAACAGCCCGGCGAUCAUUUUCAUCGACGAGAUCGAUGCCAUUGCAACCAAACGUUUCGACGCACAGACCGGUGCCGACAGAGAAGUGCAACGAAUCCUGCUUGAGCUGCUCAACCAAAUGGACGGCUUCGAUCAGACCUCCAAUGUCAAGGUCAUCAUGGCGACGAACCGUGCCGAUACGUUAGAUCCAGCUCUUCUCCGACCCGGACGACUUGACCGCAAGAUUGAAUUCCCUUCGCUGCGAGACAGACGUGAACGCCGGCUGAUCUUCAGCACCAUCGCCUCCAAGAUGAGCUUGUCGCCCGAGGUCGACCUCGACUCUCUCAUCGUGCGAAAUGACCCAUUGUCAGGUGCAGUGAUCGCGGCAGUCAUGCAAGAGGCGGGUCUACGUGCUGUGCGAAAGAACAGAUAUAACAUCAUUCAGCAAGAUCUUGAAGACGCAUACACGAGUCAAGUUAAGGGUACGAGCGAGGCGGACAAGUUCGACUUCUACAAGUAG
This is a messenger RNA of Pseudocercospora fijiensis CIRAD86, 1269 nucleotides long. RefSeq lists its product as uncharacterized. The transcript has a single exon. Gene Ontology annotation, cellular component: proteasome regulatory particle, base subcomplex. The record is from RefSeq and is a predicted model, not a curated record. Bases 1 to 1269 code for a protein of 422 amino acids. Gene Ontology annotation, molecular function: proteasome-activating activity; ATP hydrolysis activity; ATP binding. Gene Ontology annotation, biological process: proteasome-mediated ubiquitin-dependent protein catabolic process. Lineage: Eukaryota; Fungi; Ascomycota; Dothideomycetes; Mycosphaerellales; Mycosphaerellaceae.